This is a messenger RNA of Gigantopelta aegis, 10003 nucleotides long. Its product is annotated as lysine-specific demethylase 3B-like. The record is from RefSeq and is a predicted model, not a curated record. The transcript has 25 exons. Gene Ontology annotation, biological process: regulation of transcription by RNA polymerase II. Gene Ontology annotation, molecular function: transcription coregulator activity; chromatin DNA binding; histone H3K9 demethylase activity. The coding region runs from base 99 to 8201 and encodes 2700 amino acids. NCBI's taxonomy places the organism in Eukaryota, Metazoa, Mollusca, Gastropoda, Neomphalida, Peltospiridae. Gene Ontology annotation, cellular component: histone deacetylase complex; chromatin.
UCGCGUAAUCAGAGUGCAGACAUUCCAGUGGAAUUUGUCUGAAGUUUUUACCAAAAUUUUGUGUGAAAUGCGACAAAAAUGGAUACUUGAGUGAAGAUAUGACGCUUAAAUGCAGAGAAGAGCUUGUAGGAAAGAGAUUUUUGUCUGUUAGAAGUCAUGGAAAACUAAAACUCAGUAAAAUUACGGACUGGGAAUGGCGGUCUGGUGUAAUACGUGCCGUUUCGCCAACACAUCGAGAUAUUACAAGUUCUGAUUUGACGAUACUGGUAGAGUUUGACGAUCGUGAUUGGCAGAAACGGGAGUGGAUUAAAGUACACCAUCUUUACCAAGUGUUUUUGGUGGAACACACACUUGUCUGGCUCCAGCAACCAGACUCCAGCCAGUCUCCAAGUCACCUGACCUGGCCAGCUUUGGUGUUCAAACCUAUUGUUGACAAGGUUGGAUUAUCACACACAAAAAAGAAACCUGUUGAAUUUCUAUUAGACAGAGAUCUGAGUCUUGUGGAUGAUAAAGAACUGUCAUAUUACCAGGAAGGAGAGGAAAACACUCGUGAAUCUGCACUACAGGACCCUGAUGUGCGAAAUGCUGUGAAGGCGUGGGUAGACUAUCAGGACGGACAAAAGAUACUACUAACAACACCCACUGUUCUUGUUGGCUACCGUGUGGAAGUGUAUCGUGCUGAGGGUACAACACAGUGGUACACAGCGGUUAUCCACUCUUACAAUCACAGCACUAAAACUUUAGCUGUUACUGAUGACACUGUGUUAGAACACCACAAUGAGGACCCUACCCUCACUCAGAUGCGAUUGAUUGAUGAUGGGGUUGUGGAUUCAAUUCUACGAGGCGUUGAAGUUGGAAUCGUACCAAGACGUCGUCCACGGACUAACAACAACAACAAUAGCAGUAAUAGUAAAGAACAAGUUCAUCGAAGACCUACCCACGGCAGCAGUACACCCACCAAUUCUCAACAGACUACCCCUCCAGUGAGUCGGUCCUCAACUGGAACACGUACCAGUAAAAGCCGACAGAAAAACGUUGAACAACAUCCAGAGAAAGUUGCAGCAGCAGACAGAGUCAACUCAUCCAGGAGCAGAUCUCAAGCUUCUAGAGAUCGGAAACGUAAGUCAUAUGUUGACACUGAAGAUUGUCAACAGUGUGUAUCACCAGGCAAACAACAGAAAGGAAGUGAUGAUCCAGAGUACACCAUACUGCCAGAACCUCCAGAUCCUGAGGAAGUUUCCAAUAAAGACACGUUGAAGGUGCAAGAAAAAGACGUUACAAAAGAAACUCGCUCAAGAGAAAAAGCAAAAACAAGGCGAUCAAAGAAUAAUUCUAAAGAUACUUUUAAACAUAUUGCCAAUAUCACCUCAGGUAACAAAGUGAGUAAUAAUCCUGUGCAUAAAGACAAACACAAGGAAUCUAAAGCAAACUCAAAGGUCAAGGAGACCUCCACCAGAAGCAGAGCUACAGAAAAAUUGAAACUAAAAAGUGAGAAAACUAAACUUAACCAAUCUGGAAAGCAACAUGAAAGCCAACUAAGUUCAAAAAAUGAAUUGAAUGAAGGCGAAAAAAGUGGGGAAGUAACCCAGAAAGCAUUAAAAACAGAGACUGAUAGUACAGAGGAAGGGGAUGAUAAUAUGCACUUCAAAAAACAGAUUCUAUUAAGUGGUGGAAAUAAUUCUGGUCGUUCUAGUGAUAGCCAGCCAGCAUCUUUGACUAAUAUUGAUGUGACACGUUCAAUCACUGACCAAAUCACAAAGGCCAAAGCUGAUAAACUUGCAUUGAAUUGCGAUGGAAAACCAUCAGAAUCUGAGGCAGCAUCUCACAUAUCAACAUUUUUCGGUGACCAGUCUGAUAUAAAUGUUUCAAAACCUCAGGCUUUAAGUCCUGACAGACAUCGUGAUAAUUUGAUAGGAAAUACCCAGACUCAAAUAAACACUGGUAUUGUUCGUAGCAAUACCCCUACACCAGGUACUGAAGACAGGUCAUACUCCAGAGGUAGUGACGAUCGAUCCUUCUGUGGUUUUUAUGAUGACAAGAAACCUAGCUCAAGACCAAGUUCUAGAUUAGAUGAAGUUAGGAGUGUAAAAAGUAGUCCAGCUUCAAGUCCAUUAAUUGUGGACAAGAAUGAACCUGUACAUAUAUACAGGGAUCCAGAACUGAUGCGCAAAAACCCUGUACAGAGUAAUGUACAAAAUAUACUAGAACACCAACAAAAAACAAUGAGUCAGUCAUCAUAUCCCUCAGUGCACAAUCCCAUACCCACUGCUCCACCCACAGUUAUUCCAACAACUGCUUCCAUGAGCCAUCCCAUCUCCAGGACACUGCUGACACCCCUCCCUUAUCCUCAUUCCCUGCCCCCUUCAAUGAGUACCAUUUCCCAUCAGCUUUCUCUACCUCAUCCUGGAUAUGCUUCUGAUAUUGCAGCCAGAGGACUAGUUGCACAGCAGCAGCAACAGCAACAGCUUGCACUACAGCACUACCAAAAUGCACAGUUAAUGCAGCAACUUUCAUAUUCCCAUGCCGGAAAUCGACUAGCACAGUUGGAAUUAUUGUGGCAGCAGAAAUUUCCAACAGUGCCCCUGCCACCCCCUUACCUUCUUGCUAAACAGCAAGAGGGUCUUUUGGGUGAUGUGUCGAUGUUAAGAGAAAGGGAAAUUAUGGAGCGAGAACGUGCCGAACAGAGAGACCGACUUGUGGAACGAGCCGAGUUGGAGAGGAUAGAACGAGAACACAUUGAGAGAGAGAGAAGAGAACGAGACAGGAAAGAUAGGAUGGAAAGAGAAAAGGCAGAAAGAGAAAAAGCUGAUCGUGAACGCCAGGAUAGAGAGAAGGUAGAACGUGAAAGAGUAGAGAAAGAAAGACAAGAACGGGAGCGAGAGAGGGCUGAGCGUGAAUUGCAGGAUAGACUUGAGAGGGAGCGUGAACAGUCCCGCCAUGAGAGGGAGCGGAUUCUCCAUGAAUCUUCAACAGACAGUCUGGCUGCUGUAGACCAACACUUCACCGAAUCACUGCGCUUGGCUAGUCAACGAGCAAUAGUAACUGGUGUGUGGCCUACUCCCUCAAUAACUCGUGGAACUGGAAAGGGACUUAUUACCAAAUCAGAAGGACAGUGUGUUCAAAAUUCACAAUCAUUGCAACUGUCUAAAGAGGAAGAAAAGGCUAAAAGAGAUAUGGAAAGGGAAAGAGAAUUACAACAUGAAAUGUCAAGACAUACAGAAGAAAAACGAUAUUUGCAGCAACAGGAAUCAUACAAGCAGCAACGUUUGAUACACGAGGCUCACCAGAAGGCUAUGGAGCAUUCACAAAAGGAUACUAAGGUGGAGGCACCAAAAGUGACGCUUUCAGAUAUGAACAAGUCUGAUUAUUAUCCUUACUCCUAUCCAGGUGUCGGCUAUCCCUCACAGCCUGACAAACAGACAAUAUUUAAUCUCUAUGGCUACCCAUCACCUCACUCAUCUGUAAUAACUACAGAACAGUUGCAGCAGCGAGGAUUAGUCCCAUCAAAACAUAUCAAAGAGGAAAAGACUGAAGUUAAAGGGUUAGUCCCCACUCCUGCUCACACAGGAUCUGCCCAUCUGUUAUCUCGAAACAAAGAGAUUCCACUGGCUCAUACAAAUAUUAAGAAAGAAAAGACACCUAGUUCAGUGAUAGUUGAAAACAAAACUAGUGUCAAAACGGAGAAUACAGUAAAUGCACAAUAUGGGAAUCCAGUUUCAAUCUCCUCAUCUCCUAGACCACAGCCUCGGCCUGCUCACACUCCCGAACAGAGGUUAGAUCGUACAACAAGUCCCGCUUCUGGUAUUCCUCAUCAUUUACUGUCACACACACUAUGCAACUCUCCUCCGGGAAGACCCCUUCAUCAGUCGCAUCCCACAGCAUUUAGAACAAUGGAGAGUAAUUCUGCAAGUCGAUCUCAAAGUCCACACAUGACAACUAGUCAGCAGGCACAGUCUGUAUCUUUGGCACAACCAGUCGACUACUGCAAAUCGAAUACAAGACUCAAGGCCACAACAGGGUCUUCCCCAUUACCCUCUAGCAGUGCAUCAGGUCAUACUUCAACUGCUUACCCAGCUAUUGCACAACCUCCUGUGUCCCUUCCACCCUCAUCACUUUCAUACAGUUACAGUCUGAUUCAACAGGGUCUUGUGCCAAAUCCGAUAUAUAGCCAUAGCUCUGCACAGAGUAUGGCCAAACCUGCUACUGUUCAGAUGUCCAGAACAGGUGCCGCAAACGUUCAGAACAGUACAUUACCUGGAGCUAAUUUGUCUGGACAGGAUACCUCCUCUGGAAUGAAUGUUCAUUCCGCUCUUAUGGAAGCAGGGCAGAAAAGGAAACCGAACACUGAUUCCAAAGGAAGAAAACGACAGAAACCUCAGAAUGAAACCCCACCUACAACAACUGGUUCAAUAUUGCAUAUUCCUGUGACCACGCCUCAGAUUUUAACGAACCCUUCUCCAUACACAACAACCAGCAGCAAUAACUACACCAAGAACAGUGCACCAAUUACCACUUCUAAUGGACCUACCACUUCAACAGUUACAGCAUUACUAAACACUUCCCCUAUUUCUCGGAAGGCCGGUUCAGGUUUUAUGGAUAGUUUUCGGUCAUUUGUGGAAAAUACUGUACAAAUUGCAUUCUUUCAGGAUGACAAAAAGGCAGCAGCAGAAAGUAGUCGUAAUACUGUAAUUCAAAAUGAUGCAAGUUCACCUGCGAACAGUGCUAAUAAAAAUCCACCAGAAACGGUGGAAAAGGUAGAGGUGUCUUCACCGCAAGAACAACAUCUUGUGACUCCACUAAUUCCAAGCCCACCCCUUUCAUCACUGACAUUGCCUCAACCCCCAAAUACAGUGAAUGAAGACACUUCGUCCUCUGUGAUGACCAACUGUAGCACAGUGAGUAGCAAUAACAUGGCUUCAAUAAUGGAUACAAUAAAUCGGGUAGCGAACGGCCAGGUGGACACGGACAGUGAUACGUUGAGUGCACCAAGCCCUCCACCUUCCUCCAAGUCGGAUAAUAGUCCUCUGCAGCGUUCGGGAAACCAUCCCAAGCUCAAAAAGGCAUGGCUUCAGCGGCAUUCUGAUGAGGACAAGGAAUUAAAAAACGUUUCAUGUUCUGAGGAUUCAAAUCCUGUCAGUAAUGUAAAAACUUCUCUCAAAGGAUCUGUGGAUUCUGCAAGUGAAGGUUGUGCAUCUCCUGCAAGUAGCUUACCUAAUGGCAAUCUAACUGAUCUCAGUCAUGUGGAUGAUGAAUCUACCUCUUCUGCCUCGGAAACAGAAUCACGGGUCACGGAAAACUCAUUACAAAGUAAAAAAAGAGUGAAGAGCAAACGUCCUAACCAUACAACUGCCAAAAAGUGUAAAAUAGAAGAAUCAACCAGUGUUAAUCGUAAGAAAGCUGUAACCAAGAAAAACAAGAUUGAAUCAUCUAAAGAAGUGACCAAAGACGUAAAGGAAGUGGUCAAAUUGAAGGAAGAGAACCCAAUUAAAAAAGAAGAAAAACCUAAAAAUAACACAAAGCAGCAAUCCAGUGAUAACAGUCCUCAGCCGUCCAAUAACAAAAAGCCAUCGCUGCCAGCAUCACAACCUGAAUCUCCAGCCAGUGAUAAAACUUCUCAGGCAAUGCUCACAUCACAAAAAGACAAGAAAAAAUCUAGGAGAAACAAGGAUACAGCAAAAGAACCUUCAGCUGAAAAUAAGAAUGGUGCUUCAUCAUUUAACAAACCUUUGGUGAAAAUGACGGUUGCUACCCUGAAAAAAACCUGCCAGCCAUUCAUUCAGGAUGCAUCAUGUACAGAAAUAACUCCAAAGCUGAUGAAGUGUCGUGAAUGUAAAAUGACACCGACACAGCGCAGCAAGAAAUUGCCAAAUAUAUUCUGUAGAUUUUAUGCAUUCCGAAGAUUAAGGUACAGCGCAAAGGGUGUUGUGUCCAUUGCUGGGUUCUCUGAGCUAUCCGAUGCAGAAUUGGAUGACAUUGAGCCAUGGCUGCCAAAGACUCCAGUACAAGCCCCAGCGUUGGACAUUGAGACUGCAAAGUUUAUCAUUAUGCGAGUAGGAGACAAAUUCUGCGAGCUAGUUCAGCAAGAAAAGGAAGCCAAGAAUUGGGCUGGUGAAGAAGCUAAAAUAGCUUGGAAGAGAGCAGUCACUGGUGUAAGAGAGAUGUGUGACGUCUGUGACACAACACUCUUCAACAUGCACUGGGUGUGUCACAAGUGUGGAUUUGUCGUUUGUCUCGACUGUUACAAGGUCAAGGUGAAGACCACCAAGGAAGGCAAGAGUGAUGAUCACAAGUGGUUGACAUGCAGCGCUAACCGGCAGUCUCACGAAGCCGAGAAGUUGAUGCUUACACAGAUAAUACCAAGUGAUGCUCUUUGGGAACUUGGCCGGAUGAUUCAUGACAUACGGACAAAAUGGCAUAUUCCAACAAAGUGUCCGUGUGCUCAAGGUUUAGAAGUGAAAGUUCUUAGCAAAAAUGGCAUGUCACAGCAAAUACUGGGCAACAUUUCAUCCUCUAAGAAAUUAGUUAAUGGUAUUGGUGAGGAGCAUCAUGGAAGAUCUAGCAAGUCGAGGAAGCGCACGCAUGAUUCGAGCGACUUGAAUGGAAAGGCUGUUGUUGAAAAUUACAACCCUGAUACAACCACAUCUCCGCUCAGUUUGUUAGCCGACGUGGCUUUCAUGGAUUCUGAGAACAGUCGCGAUCGGAGCGACUCGCCUUUCAGUCGAAAGAAGGAUUCGGAUAAAAGCAAAUCUAACAAUGUCACCAGUGAAGAGAUGAUGGAGGUGGAUGAUAAAAAAACACCUGCCAGCUGCUCAACUCUUCGCGAAUUGCUCACAAAAACUGCCGGAAAGGUCAAAGUGCAGAAUGAAACAAAAAAGUCUAAAUCGAAGAACACUGGCAGCACGCUGGAUGACAUUAUCCAGUCUGUUGUGGAAAAGAGCUGCCGAGACAAUGAUUUCAAGUUCCUGCACUACCGGCCCCGUCUUGGUGGGUGGACUCGCGACUUGCCAAUCAUGGUCCACAACCUUACUGAAACGAGUGUCAUGUAUCCUGAUGUACCUCAUUCCUGGCUCUGUGAUGGACGCCUACUUCGCCUUCACGACUCCAGACAUAAAGGAAACCUUAAAAUAUUCCAGGAGCAGUGGCGCAGAGGUCAGCCAGUGUUAGUUUCCAGUGUGGACAAAUGUACCAACAGGAGUUUGUGGAAGCCAGAGUUAUUUGGCAAGGAAUUUGGACAUAUUGAGAAUGACCUUGUCAACACUAGGACUGGAAACGUCAUUGUCGGACAUCCUAUGGAAGAUUUCUGGGAUGGCUUCGAGUGCUUGAAAAAUCGUCCCACUGAUGAAGAUGAUGAGCCGAUGUUACUAAAGCUCAAAGACUGGCCUCCUGGUGAUGACUUCAGUGAUCUGAUGCCAUCUCGCUUUCAAGACAUGAUGCAGGCUUUGCCCCUCCCAGAAUACACACAGAGACAAGGGGUGCUCAAUCUGGCCUCACGUCUCCCAGACUUCCUUGUCAAACCAGACCUUGGACCCAAAAUGUACAACGCUUAUGGCUCCUCCUACUUCCCAUCAGAGGGAACCACCAAUCUGCACCUCGACAUCUCGGAUGCAGUGAAUGUAAUGGUGUAUGUCGGAAUCCCUGAGGAUGGACCAGGCGGCAGAGCUGCUCAUGAACAGGCUGCCCUAAAAGCAAUUGAUGAUGCUGGAUGUGACACAGUAACUAAACGACGUGUUCGGGAGGUUCACGAGAUCCCAGGGGCUCUGUGGCAAAUUUAUGAUGCUCAUGACGCAGACAAGAUUAGAGACUUCUUGAAUAAGGUUGCUAAGGAGCGUGGUGAGGUGAUUGAGCCUGAUCAUGACCCGAUUCAUGACCAGAGCUGGUAUCUUGAUGAGGAGCUUCGGGAACGCGUCUAUCAGGAAUAUGGCGUCGUCGGCUACACUAUAGUCCAGUGUCUUGGCGACUCCAUCUUCAUUCCUGCUGGGGCACCACAUCAGGUGCGAAAUCUUCACAGCUGCAUCAAAGUUGCAGAGGAUUUUGUUUCACCUGAGCAUCUUAACCACUGCUUCCGGCUCACCCAAGAAUUCAGACAACUCUCUGAUACACAUUCCAAUCAUGAAGAUAAACUUCAGGUAAAGAAUAUUAUCUACCAUGCUGUGAAAGAUGCUAUUGCUGUUCUUAAAGAGGCAGACCCAGAGGACGAAUGAUCAAACUGAUGGAAAGAUGGAACACUAGGAUUAUACUGGGCAUUUGGUGAACAGAAAGAAAUGUUCAAAAGUAAACAAGACAAGUUUAUUUUAAGAUUAAUUUUAACAGGACAUAAUGGGUCUUUUACAAACUCAAAAUUGUAAAAGACAUGAAUAACAUUUUAAGAAGCCAACUAUUGGACCUUUAUUAAGUGCUACAUGUUAUGGCAGCAGUUGUGAUUCUGAUUGGUGCCUGGUUAGGAGAGAAAUGGAAGAAUAUACAGUUUGGGCAGGUUUGCCACACAUUUGGAAGUUCUUGGACAGUUACAUUUCUUUUAAUUAGUAUAUAGUGCAUGGGAACUGCUAGAUGAGAAACGUGACUUCCAUCACGGUCUCAUGACCACGCUGCUCGACAACAAAGUGCUGUUAGUAUGGAUGGUUACUGUAUAAAUUGAACUCAACCUGGCAAAACCAGAAUGUUUUUUGUUUUCCAAAGGAAAGACAAGAUAUAACCAGCAGAAUGUGUGAGAUUGUUCUGAAACAUUCAGGACCAGUUCAAAUCGGAUUUCUUUACUGGACGUGGUUCAAAAGUGUGAGGAUAUUGAUUGAACAAGGCUGCUGACUACCCUAUGUGAUGUGGCCAAGGAAUAACCAGCUGAAGCAGCUGAUCGGUGGGACUAGAACAGUGAAUGGUUUACUGCCAUCUUCAGGCUGUUUACAGUGAUAAACAAUUUUAUUGCUUUGCUAAGCUUGGUUUGGAAUGUCAUUGCGACGGUAAGGAGAAAUUUGGUCAUCGGGACAUCUUAUAGGAAACCGGCACAAUUUCAUUGUUAACACUUUUAAACUAAAGCUUUGCAUAACUUUUCAAUAUUACAUUAAUAUAAAAACAUUUUUACUGGGCGUUGUUGUUACACAAGUCCUUAGUUUGAAUAGCUAUUUAGACAUUACACAAUGUCAUUGUAUAGAUUUAGCCUUCAAGGCAUGACUUGUGAUUAUUUGUGAUCAGGGAAUUCAUAUGUUCGAGAUAUUUCUAACAUGUGAUAUUAGUUACAUAAUUAAUAAUUAUCCAUAGACAUACCAAAUGUAUAGCUGUAUGUUGAUGUUUCAAAAAUAAGGUGAUUUGUAAAACCAAGAUGUAAUUGUUUAGUGCACAUAAUUAUAUUGUAAUAUGAUAAUGGGCUUGUACGUCAAUUGCAUUACAAAUGAUUGGCAUGCCUAUUUUGCUGUUGUGCAUUCUAUUUUGUGUUGUAAUGUACAAGUUUAAUUAUUGUUAUACAACUGCAUCAAACAUACAUUUUGGAUGUUAUAUGGGGCCAUAACCUCUUCUGCAAUUAUUCAUUACUGUUCAAAAUUCAUGUUUCAUAUUCAUUUUGCUUACGAUUUCUGUUCCAUUGUUAUGUUUUAUCACACCAUUGGAGUUUGGCCAUGGCUUUCACACUACCAUACAUUUACUGUUUUUUGCAUUUUUUAUUUAAUGAGCUUUGUUAAUAAGUGUGCAGAGUAUAAUGCAUCAUGAAGGUGUUCAUAGUUUGUCAAAUAUAGCCACUAGUGACAUUUAACAUCAACAGAAUGGUGGACUUUGUUAAUUGUGUAUCAAGAACUGCUGCCUGCAGGGAUGACCAUACAUGAAACAUCUAGUACGUCCUACACUACUAGCUGUAUAUAUUACAGAUUAUUUUUCUAAAAAAAAAAAAGAAAUCUGAUGGAGCAAACUGUACAUUGCUCCACUUAAUCAUUGGCGAAAAAAGUGAAGUGUUACGCAUAACAGCUAGGAAAUUUUAGUAUUGUCCUAUCAUUCUUAAUAAAAAGAUUAUUUCCCCUGA